Messenger RNA from Drosophila biarmipes, 2042 nucleotides. RefSeq lists its product as uncharacterized. The transcript is spliced from 2 exons. The record is from RefSeq and is a predicted model, not a curated record. The coding region runs from base 24 to 1925 and encodes 633 amino acids. NCBI's taxonomy places the organism in Eukaryota, Metazoa, Arthropoda, Insecta, Diptera, Drosophilidae.
AAAAAAGUUAUCAGACUCCCAAUAUGCAUUUACUAUCAAAACCAGAGGACAAUAUAACACCUAUAGCUCCUAUAGUCUGCGUUAGAAGUCCUGAUAAAAUCGAGAGGCAAAUAAAUUCAAACAUGUGCGAUAAAUACGAGUGCGAGUUACUCCGCAUCGAUAUGGGACUCAUGAGAGCCGAUUACCACAACUGGGAGGCGAUUUUCAAGGAGUCCCAGUUGAGACUUAAGCACGAGAUCAUUAUGUAUGAAAAAGCCCUGGAGGUAGUUUUAAAAUUGAUGGAGGACAGCAGGGUCGAGGCGGAUGUAAGUAAUAACGAAAAGGGAAUCUAUGUGACAAUCUCCUACAAGCCCACCGACUACGUUUAUAUAAGAGUGAGUAAUGAGGAGGAUCUUCGGUGCUUCACCCUGGUGAAGGCCUUGGACUGGAUUCACCAGAAAAUAAUUGAUCUCAAGAUAUCUUCGAGAAAAAUCGAAAAUGAUCAACAGUUUGUAAAUAAUCAAAAGGAGAAAAUCAACUCAAUAGAAAAGUGUUUAAUGAAAAAGGAACACUUUCUGGCUCAAAGAAAGAUAGCUGUUGAAAAACUAAACCAAAUGAAGGCUUCUUUUUCAGAGACACCUGAUCCGUUUCUUGAAACCACGAAGGACUUUGAAACAGAAUUCCAGGAGUUUAUGGCAGAAGUGGAAAAGGACAACGCCUUAUUGAGCCACAUGACCGAUGAUAUUUUGAAACUGUUAAAUAAACUCUCAAAUGAUCGGUCUGCAAAUUUGACAGAUUCUAUUGUUGAUCGUGUACGAAAAGAAAUCAACGAGCUUCUGACGAAAUUAGGAGAAGAGAAGACCCAAAAUAAGACAACUGAUUCAGGUGAAACCAUGAUUAAUAUUAACUUCACUCAAAACUGUUCAGUUCAUAUGGAUUCAACAAAAAAUGAUUCUAAGAAAAAUUAUUUAACUAAAAAUGUCUGUCAAAAGGAAGUAGACCACUCGAUUGAAAAAAUAUCUAUCGAAAUAAAUUCAACCGAAAAAGAUUCUAAAAUUGGUUUAAAAAACAGGGAAGACAAGUCUGAGACUGAAGUUAAAAAAAAUCAAACAUCGAUUAAAAUCACCACCACCCAAACAAAUUUAAACAAAAUUAAUUGGGGUGAUAAUUUAACAAUAUUAACAGAUAAAUCAGCGACUAACCGGGAUCAAAAGUUUUUACCACAAUAUAUAAACCCCAACGAUAGAACUACAGAAGAGGACAAGCAACCAUUUGAAGAUCAUGAGAUACACAAGUUUGUGGAUGAUUCUACACUACGUAUGACAGACCUUCUGAGUCUACGCUCUCUUGACUGCAACGAAGAUGAUUUUUGUGAAGAAGAUUCGGUAGCAUCCAAUGCGAGUGAAAAUGGUUCAAAUAAAAUCGAAUUCACUCACUUUGCUACUGCUACUCAGAAAGAAGUGCAAGUUCCGAAUUUACAAAAAAAGGUUAUGGAAAAUUAUACAGGUAUUGACCGGUGUCGCGAGGAUACAAAUAACAAGAUUGUUUGUGAGACUCCGAAUAGUGCUCAUCAAGAGAUAGUAAAUACCUCCCCACAAGAGAUGACAGACCUUCUAGCCGAUCCUAUUUUUGACUGUACCAAAAGAGAUGGACAUUUUACUGAAUGCAAUAAGAAAGUUAGUACCAGUGACUUAAGUUUAAAUAUGGAUUUAAGUCCAGAUAAACUUAGUAAAUAUGUAGAUGAUUAUUUGGCACAGAUGACUUUACUUCUGCCCGACCGAAAACUACCAUCUGACGCAGAAUCUGAAGAUUGUUUUCAAGUAAACGAAGAGGGAGCGGAUGAUGAUAUAACUCUAACUAAUAGCCGCAAGAACAACGAUAAUGAAGCGUUUGAUAUUUGUUUAUUGACAGAAAAACAAAACUUUAGUGAUACCGAGUCGAAUUAAAAAAUGUUAUACAGUUUUAUUAUUAAAAUCGCAGGAAAUGUUAAAGCAUUUUCAUGGUUAUAAAUUCAUGAAAGACAUGUUUUAAUAAGUAAACGAAAAGCUUAUCAAACACCCUAA